AUGGACCUAUUCUCCGCCGCCUGCGAGAACUUUGGGCUGGUCAUUAACACGCAGAAGACGGUGGUGAUGCACCAACCGCCGCCCAACUCAGCCACAGCCCCCAACGCGCCGCCGCAAAUCAGCGUGAACGGAAAUCAACUGCAAGAUGUAGAGAACUUCCCGUAUCUGGGCAGUACCCUCUCCCACAACACCAAGAUUGAUGACGAAGUCGCCAACAGGAUCUCGAAAGCCAGUCAAGCCUUCGGUCGUCUCCGAAGCACAGUUUGGAAUCGCCACGGUCUCCAACUGAGCACGAAGCUGAAGAUGUACAAGGCCGUCAUCCUGCCGACGUUACUGUACGGAGCAGAGACAUGGACGGUGUACACGAGACAGGCACGCCGACUGAACCACUUCCACCUCAGUUGUCUCCGUCGCAUCCUGAGGCUGAACUGGCAGGACCGAAUCCCCGACACGGAAGUACUGGAACGAACGGGAAUCCUCAGCAUCUACGCCAUACUGAAACAAAUGCAGCUGCGCUGGAGCGGCCACCUGGUGCGCAUGGACGACGAGCGACUACCCAAACGACUCUUCUACGGAGACGUCGCGACGGGUUCUCGUCGUCAAGGAGGCCAAAUUCGCCGUUACAAGGAUACUCUGAAGUCCUCCCUGAAGCGCCUGCAAAUCAACCCGACCAACUGGGAAGAGCUCGCUCGCGAUCGUCCGACAUGGAGGAGAACAGUGAAGACGGGCGCUGCUAUCUAUGAAGCCAACCGAAUCGCCGCCGCCAAAGUGAAACGCGAAGCCCGCAAAUCACAACUUCGCCCAGUCCGCAACGCCGCCGCACAACCGCUCCCAAAGUGUCCUCGAUGGCAACGGACAUUCCGGGCACGAAUCGGACUUGUUGGACAUCUCCGAACCAACUGCACCUCUCGAACUGCUCCAGCCAUCGUCCCCCCGCCCGCCUCUUCCUCGUCCUCUCUUCCGCCAACUAACUCUGACACUCCUUCUGCACCACCAAUUCCAUCCUCCUCGUCCUCGUCGUCCUCCUCCCUCUCCACUGCCCCAGCGGCGGCCGUUCAGACUGCUGUCUCACACAUCACCAACACCAACACACCAACCAACAUCACCUCUCCCGAUUCCAGUGAUGAGGAUCAGGACUACACCUGCCCUCACUGUGACCGCACCUUCACCUCACACAUCGGCCUGGUCGGUCACUUGCGAAUCCAUCGCACAGAGACUGGCGAACCAGUGCCUGGAGCACCAACCUACACCCACCGCACUCGCCUCCACUGCCCACAAUGCCCUCGCACCUUCACUCAUCGCAUGGGUCUAUUCGGCCACAUGCGCAUCCACCAGAGCGGAAUUGACCGCAGCCUUGACACAUCCACCCCGCCGAGCCCCACUCCCAAUCCACCACCUUGUGCACCCCCUAACCACUCCCCAACCGACAUCGACGCCACCGACCUUACCACCCCUCACUCCCCCCCCUUCCUCCUCCACUUCCUCCAUCACUGCCACAACGACGGCCGCUUCGGCGUCUGUCGCCCACGACUUCACCACAGCCGAACCUGA
Messenger RNA from Spirometra erinaceieuropaei, 1551 nucleotides. The record is from the annotation of a GenBank genome assembly. NCBI's taxonomy places the organism in Eukaryota, Metazoa, Platyhelminthes, Cestoda, Diphyllobothriidea, Diphyllobothriidae.